Molecule: messenger RNA, 417 nt
Organism: Melampsora larici-populina 98AG31
Lineage: Eukaryota; Fungi; Basidiomycota; Pucciniomycetes; Pucciniales; Melampsoraceae
Exons: 4
Coding region: 1-417 (138 amino acids)
Source: RefSeq, a predicted model, not a curated record
AUGUCAGCAGAACAUAGUCUGGUAGUAUUGCGGAAUCGUAAGAUUACAAACGCGAUCUUGCCAGUUGCUUUGUCGAUAGCCUGCACCUCAUGGAGGAAUACCCUUCAGGGACUGUUUCUGGUAGCAGUAGCAAGUUUUAUCAAUUCAGUGACAGUAAAUCUUCAUCUUGAUCCAUUCAGAACCAGAGAAUUGAAUCCAAAUCUUCUUCUACCCUUCAGACAAGAAUCAAGCGAUGAUCAGUGUCAAGACUUUCUUGUCGCUGCCAUGAUGGUUGAAUACAAAAUUGUAAUACUUCACAGCUUGCAGCGGUUCUUGGGAACAUUUCAAUUUCUGGAGUCCCGGUCUGAAGAUUCAAGAAAAGCAAAGGAGACAGAUAAGAUGUUAAGUGAUACUGAAGAAUUUAAGUUUAAGGCCUGA